Acaulospora morrowiae is the source of this 594-nucleotide messenger RNA. The record is from the annotation of a GenBank genome assembly. NCBI's taxonomy places the organism in Eukaryota, Fungi, Glomeromycota, Glomeromycetes, Diversisporales, Acaulosporaceae.
AUGUCGCCGAUUAUCAGAGGAAAAGUCCGUGUCUACACUACCCUUGCAUGCGAACAAUGCAAAAAAUCCAAGACCAAAUGUGUUCAAUCACCUAAUAUAACCAUUCCGAUUAUUAGCGAGAAGGGUCUUUCUGGUAAUGAUGAUAGAAGUGAAAGUAGUAAAUAUUGGGGUAGUAGUAAUUCUAGUAAUACUUUAGUCAAGCAAGAGAUUUUGAACGAACAAAUAAUGCAAGCAAACUCAUUCGUAGAUGUAAUCAAAAAGGAUACCAAAAGUAAUGAGGGGAAAAUGGAUGUCAAGGAAAAGCAAGGAGUUAAUAGUGAGGUGAAUCUUAAUUUCAAUGAAACCUCGGAGACGGGUAAAUGCGAUCUACCAAAUAUCCAAGCUGGAGUAAAUAAAUCACUCCCAACCUUCCCUGCCUAUAUAAACUUCUCGGUUAACAUAAACACUAAAAAUCAAGUGAAUACCGCAGAUAGACCUCGUUGUGAGAGAUGCAAGAAGCAUGAUCUCAAAUGUGAAUAUGUAGUUUCUUCUAAGAAGCGUGGUCCUAAAAUAAGGAAUUCUAAAAUGUUGGUGGAGAAUCUUAUUAAUUUAUAG